Durusdinium trenchii is the source of this 1352-nucleotide messenger RNA. NCBI's taxonomy places the organism in Eukaryota, Dinophyceae, Suessiales, Symbiodiniaceae. The record is from the annotation of a GenBank genome assembly.
GUUUUGUUCAUUUGUUGUUUUUAGGUUUUUUCAAAACCAUCAGAGAUAUGCUAAGUGGUGAACAUACAUCAGGUUCUCAGAGAUCCUAUCGCACCUAAAUGUUGUGCAUCCUGGUGCUACUUCUUUCAUGCCACCUCAUGUCUGCAGGAUUGCACGGAUAUUUGGACUCAAAGCUGGGAAAUUGAGAGGAUAAAUCAGCAGAAUGAGUCUUCUGCGUGGAUGGAACUGGGUACUUGCGAAGCAUCUCUCUCCGUGGCCAUGCACGAAACUCCAAAUCCCGAUGCAGAGGCAGAGCGUCUCAACCUUUCAAUCCCUAGCUGGCCACAGCUGUCGCCCAAGGAACAGAAGGCCUACACAAGAUCUCCAGCCAUACAUAUCACCACGGAUGACUCCGACAAAAUCCUUUUCACGUGCUUGCCAGGCUACGCGGAGGGGCCAUUGCUGGAUGGAAAUAUCUCGACUCUUUGUGCGAGCCAUGCUGCCGUGCGGUCCAGUGACUUGUUUGAGGCCACCAGUUUGUUCAAGAACAGCUUUCAGACCCUGGUGACGGAGAAAAACUGCCCGGUACUGAUACUCAGCUGAAGAUUCUCCGGCGGCAGGCUUUGCAGCAUUCAUUUCAUGUCAUCUUGAUGCUGAGGAUGGACCCUUCUGCUCCGAUGGACCCCAUCGCCCGGAACACGGCCAAAGGAGGCAUGACGAUGCAGCAGCUGAGCCACAUCCUUCGCUUGGCCUACUACGCCACGCCCUUCGGCGAUCCACACCAAGAACCCUUCAACUACACUGGCUACGACGCGGCGUUUGCUGACAUGGUGGGUUUUGCCAGCCUGAUGCAAGGUGGAACAUGGUGGAACCAUGUGGAACUGUGGAACAUGCAUUGUUCUGGCUUGCAGUGGACGUCAAGUCCUGGAUAAGUAAGUUCAUGUGAUUCUUAAUAGGAACCAAUCCAACGGACUGUGCUGUCCACGAGGUGGGGCACCCUGGGGCAUCAAGUGCCCUUCAGGGGCUGUCGUGGCUUCGGAUCAAACCACCAUGCCCUACUGCCUCCAGGUGGAUGCCUUAUCGGAAAAGACCUUCUAUGCCUUUUCUGGUUCGAUGAGUUGCCCAGAUGGAAGCGCCGUGAGUGGUUGGUACAAUCUACCUGGGAUCGAAGUGAAAGCGGGAGCAUUGGGAGGGCCCAGGAAUGCCACGGGACUGCGGCUUUAUUGCCGGUCGACUCCUCUUUUGUCAUCCUGUGAGCAGCCAACCACCUCCUAUUGCCAGGGGGGAGGGGUCGUGGUCAGCGUGAGCUUCGACUCCAACCAGUUCAAGAUCGGCUGUUGCCAGUUGCAGAGGCGUUUGGGCAUGGCCUUAAC